Molecule: messenger RNA, 7764 nt
Organism: Scomber scombrus (Atlantic mackerel)
Lineage: Eukaryota; Metazoa; Chordata; Actinopteri; Scombriformes; Scombridae
Gene: pnpla7a
Product: patatin-like phospholipase domain containing 7a
Exons: 36
Coding region: 59-4138 (1359 amino acids)
Biological process (GO): lipid metabolic process
Cellular component (GO): endoplasmic reticulum
Molecular function (GO): phosphatidylcholine lysophospholipase A1 activity
Source: RefSeq, a predicted model, not a curated record
GUUUAGAGAAAACUUUGUUAGCUACCUGCUAACUUUGCUCCAUCGUCUGUUGUUGGGAAUGUUGCCAGAUGGAAGCAGCCCAGCAGAAACCACCGAAAGUAUGGACUGCCAUGGAGAAGAUAAAGAAGGAGAUUUUUGCCAGCUGACUGGUUCAGUGCUGUUUAACAGCAAAAGUGCCAUGAGAGCACGAUUGCAGCAGUUUGUGGAGGAGAGGAUGCAGACCACCAUGCUCACAGGUGUACUGAUUGGAGCUGCAGUUGCAGUCUCAGUGAUUGGGAUUGUGGUGCUCUUCCUUUAUAGGAGAUAUAAACUUGCCCGUGAACAACAGUCUGGGGUACCUCAUUAUCGCUUCAGAAAAAGAGAUAAAGUGCUCUUUUAUGGAAGGAAAAUAAUGCGAAAGGUACAGACGUUGUCCUCGAUUCCUCCUCCCUCCUCCUCUUCGGUAUCAAAGCAGCCACAGCGCAUACGCAAAAGAACCAAAGUUCUAAGCAUAGCUCGCAAAAUCCUGAGGAUACGUAAAGACCCUCCCACACUACAACCUAAGGAACCUCCUCCCUCCCUCCUGGAGGCUGACCUAACAGAGUUUGAUGUGCAGAGCGCAAAUCUGCCCUCAGAGGUCCUCUAUAUGCUGAAGAAUGUCAGGGUCUUAGGUCACUUUGAGAAGCCCCUCUUCCUAGAGCUGUGUCGCCACAUGGUGUUUAUUGAGUUGCAGGAGGGAGAAGGUCUCUUCAGGCCAGGAGACGAUGAUGACAGCAUCUACGUGGUCCAGGAUGGACGACUCGAGCUCUGCAUUCAUGAGAAUGAUGGCACAGAACCAGUUGUGAAGGACGUGCUCCCAGGAGACAGCGUCCACAGCCUGCUCAGUAUUCUGGACAUCAUCACUGGUUAUCCAGCACCGUAUAAGACUGUAGUGGCACGGGCAGCAACUCGCUCCACCAUCUUACGUUUACCUGCAUCAGCCUUUGAGUCCGUGUUUAAGAAAUAUCCAGAGACGCUUGUGCGCGUCAUUCAGAUAAUCAUGGUUCGCCUCCAAAGAGUCACCUUCUUGGCAUUACAUAACUAUCUGGGCCUGACAACAGAGCUCUUCAAUCCGGAGAGUCAGGCGUUGCCCUUGUCCAAUGUGAACAGUGUGAUGGCAGAGAUCAACUCUGGGAAGAUGACUCGCCGUUUGCACUUCCAGGACGAGUUGCCUGCCGGGACCUCAGAGAGCCCCACGGAGACAGAUGGUGUAAAGGACAGCCCUUCAAAUAACUACAGGAAGCCGCGAUCCAUCUCGAUGCCCGCCGACUGCGCUGACCUGAACAUGGUUUGUGAACGCGCCAGAGUCACUAUAGAUGAGACUCCAUCCAGUCCCGUUGCUCACAAAUCCAAUCUGAAGAAGAGUGUGAUGAUGCAGCACACACCCUCAGAAGUGUUUCACUACACAGACAGUGGGGGGCAGUCCGAUGCCAUCUACCUCAGCAAGAGCAGCACAAUCCUCCAGGCUGCUAAGAAGGAUCUGUUGGGUAUCAUCCAGCUGCAGGAUCCCAGUCUACUUGAGGGCAGAGUUACCCUCCACCACGUCAAAGCUGGUUCUGUGGUGGCUCGUCAGGGCGACCAGGAGGUGAGCAUUCAGUUUGUGAUUUCUGGCCUCCUCCACGUCUACCAGCGGAUGAUUGACCGCGAAGAAGACACACGUCUGUUUGUGACGCACCCUGGAGAGCUUGUCGGUCAACUCGCUGUCCUGACAGGAGAGCCUCUCAUAUUCACUGUCCGGGCCCAGCGAGACUGCAGCUUCCUCUCAAUCUCCAAAACCCACUUCUAUGAGAUUAUGCGCGAGGAGCCUAAGGUAGUGCUGAAUGUUGCUCACACGGUGGUGAGGAGGAUGUCAUCUUUUGUCAGACAGAUUGACUUUGCUCUCGACUGGAUGGCUGUAGAAGCUGGCAGGGCUGUUUACAGGCAGGGUGAGAAAUCAGACAGUACUUUCAUAGUGCUGAGUGGUCGACUGCGCUCUGUAAUCAUGAAGGAGGACGGCAAGAAGGAGCUGAUAGGAGAGUAUGGACGUGGCGACCUAAUUGGAGUGGUGGAGGCCCUGACCCAUCAGAACCGUGCCACCACAGUGCACGCCGUACGAGACUCUGAGCUGGCCAAGCUACCAGAAGGAGCUCUCAACUCCAUUAAGAGGAAGUUCCCCCAGGUUGUCACCAGGUUAAUCCACUUACUAGGACAGAAGAUCCUCCAGCAGGUCAAUGGUCCUCUGACAGCUCGCAGUUUGGCUCUCCACACCCCUGGUAGUAAAUGGGAUGCAGGAAACCAAGCCUCCAACCUCUCCACAGUGACAGUCCUGCCUGUAUCAGAGGAAGUACCUCUCACUGCCUUCACCCUGGAGUUGCAACAUGCGCUUCUUGCCAUAGGUCCCACUCUUCUGCUGACCAGUGAUGUCAUCAAACAGCGCCUUGGAGCUGCAGCGCUGGACAGUGUCCAUGAGUACCGUCUGUCCAGCUGGCUGGGACAACAGGAAGACCUCCAUCGCAUUGUUCUUUACCAGACAGACUACACACUUACCCCAUGGACCCAGCGGUGCAUUCGUCAGGCCGACUGCAUCAUUAUCGUGGGACUUGGAGAGCAAGACCCUGCAGUUGGGGAGCUGGAGCGUAUGUUGGAAGGAAGCGCAGUGCGUGCCCAGAAGCAGCUGGUGCUGUUGCACAGAGAAGAUGGGCCCCCGCCCAAAGGAACUGUAGACUGGCUUAACAUGCGAAGCUGGAUCUCCAGACACCUCCACCUCUCCUGUCCUCGAAGGGUUUUCUCUAAGAGGAGCCUGCCCAAACUGUUGGAGUUGUAUCAACGUGUGUUCGAGAAGCCAGCAGAUCGCCACUCAGACUUCUCUCGUCUGGCUCGAGUCCUCACUGGCAAUGCUAUUGCCCUUAUUCUCGGGGGAGGAGGGGCCAGGGGCUGUUCCCAGGUGGGAAUAAUGCGAGCUCUCUGUGAGGCUGGCAUCCCAGUGGACCUCAUCGGCGGCACGUCUAUCGGUUCCCUGAUGGGGGCGCUAUAUGCUGAAGACCGUAGCCACAGCCGCAUGAGGAUGAGGGCUAGAGAAUGGGCAAUGGAAAUGACCUCAGUGUUCAAGAAGGUUCUGGAUUUGACGUACCCGGUCACCUCCAUGUUCUCUGGUGCUGCCUUCAACUCCAGCAUCAGCAAUGUCUUCAAGAGCAAACAGAUAGAGGACCUUCGGAUCCCGUAUUUCAAUAUUACAACUGACAUCACUGCCUCUACCAUGAGAGUACACACUGAUGGUUCUCUGUGGCGGUAUGUCCGUGCCAGCAUGUCUCUGUCUGGGUAUCUGCCUCCUCUUUGUGACCCCAAAGAUGGACACCUACUGAUGGAUGGAGGCUACAUCAACAACCUGCCAGCUGAUGUGGCGCGCUCCAUGGGGGCCAAAGUGGUGAUAGCUAUUGACGUGGGCAGCCGGGAUGAAACCAACCUCACUAAUUAUGGCGAUUCGCUCUCCGGCUGGUGGCUGCUAUGGAAACGCCUCAACCCCCUAGCUGAGAAAGUCAAGGUGUUGAACAUGGCCGAGAUUCAGACUCGGCUGGCCUACGUCUGCUGCGUGAGGCAGCUGGAGUCUGUGAAGAACAGUGACUACUGCGAGUAUAUCAGACCUCCAAUUGACAGAUACCGUACGCUGGAGUUUGGCAAGUUUGAUGAGAUUGCUGAGGUGGGAUACCAGCAUGGCAAGACUGUGUUUGACGUGUGGACUCGCAGUGGAGUGGUGGAUAAAAUGUUGAAAGACCGACACCAGGAGGAGUUCCACAACACCCAAAGCAAGAACAAUGUGGUGACAUGUCCCAAUGCUUCCUUCACUGACCUGGCAGAAAUCGUGUCCCGCAUUGAGCCUGUCAAACCUCCUCUGGUGGAUGAGGAGUCAGAAUACCAAACUGACUAUGAGGAGGAGGCAGUGGAGAGCGCUCUGUCUGACAUGGAACUGUACAGUCGCUAUGGAGAGCACACUGAAGGGGAGGAGACUUUUGACACGGAUGAAGAACUGGAAGGGAGAUGUGUACGCCGCAAUACUUCACUCACCAGCAGCUACCCUCAGUCACCUGCCAUCCUUGAGCGUCCACAGGACGUCCCGUCAAACCAUGAUGCCCUUUCCAAAUAGUCCAAUAAGUGAAGACUGGUUAUAUGAAUUCCGCCCAAACCUGCAUAUCUUUGCUUCAUUUCACCUUCCAGUCUGUCACACAUAACACUACCUGCUCUCUCAUUCUGACCGUGAGACUGUCAGUAACGGUGAUUACCAUUUUGCCCUCUGUAACCUGGCCUCGUUAGCUGUUUGGCUGACAUAACAAAUUGACAAAAAAAAAAGAAGAAUACAGGCAGCUAGUAUCACAUUUACUCAGCUGCAUGUGCUAUGCAUUCCUAAUCUAGACAAGCUGCACAUCACAUUAUUUCUCAUAUUGAGAUAGUUGAACAGUAGCUUUACAUGAAUCACACCAGUACAGUGGAAAAAGAAGACAGGAGAGGGGAGGAGAUACUAUUUCCAUGAAAUAUUUAUUACAUGAAUGCAGGUGAAGCAUAUGAAUCUUUGUUGAUUGCACGUUACAGAUUUGAGGAGUUUGAAUUUGAUUUGAGGAGGCUAAAGGUCAGUCCACCCAAAUUACCACCCAAAAAACAUUUUCUCCUCACUAGCCACGCAGAUAGUUUUGAUAUGAUUUGGGACACUCCAUCUGAGUUUUUCUGCCACCACCCUAAUACAAUGUGCAUGGAAUGCGUCACAAGUAGAAAUGACUUCACUUUAGGGAUUAUAAGCCAAAAAGGUUGGGAACCACUGCCCUGAAUAACCCACAAAGCACACUAGUUUGUUCAGUUGACAGCAAACCUGUUUCUGAUGAGGGAAACAAUGCUGUUGACUUUUUUUAGAUGUAGUUUUUCUUUUUAUUGUGAACACUACAAACAAAAUUGCAUUCACCUCACUUGUAUUGGGGAUGGCAGACAUCUCAAAGAGUUGGGCAAAUAAAACAAACUAUCGGCUAAGUUAAGUAAGUUAAAUAAGAGAAAUGUGUAUUUUUAUAUAUAAUAAUUUGGAUUAACUGACUCUAACAGGCUCUCUUUUUCUUCAUCUUAAUUCAAUACUUACACGCCCGUAUGUACAUUUAAAGUUAUUAGUGGGGCAUUGAAAUGCUUGUCAGAUUGCUUCAGAACCCCCCCCCCCUCACGUCUUUGUGACAUCAGAUUAGCGGGAAUACUGUGGGUUCAGCUGUCUCUGCAACUUUCAAAACCGACAAUCCAAAAUUCACACCCACUUUAUACAAUGAUCGGCCAGCUGUGUGGAGAUGAGAGAGGACCCACAGUUUAAACUUCUCUCUAGCUCUCUUUUUUCUUUCUUCACACAACCAUUUAUGUCACUUUUCAUGCAAAUAAACAAGUACAACACUAUGAAUACCCUCCAGACUGACAAUAUGCAGCGUUAUCGCUGUAUUUAAACCUGUAUUUAAUCAGGUCUUCCACUUUUCUAUGUCGGCUGACUUUUCAAUCCACCUCCUACUGUGGCCAUUCAGGACAUUUAUAAACACUUGAUGUCCUAUUUUCUGACAUUUUAUAAUCAAACAGCACAUCGAACAAGCACAAACUGAUCCUAAUAGUGGCCUCACACUGUGUGAAAGUGUGUUGGCCAAACAGAUAGCGGACUAAAUUCACAAUCCUCAUUUAGUACAAAUCAAAGCAUUCGAAUAUUCAGUUAAAGCUAAAAGACUUUGGCAGUCUGAGUGAGCCAAAUUAAUCUUUGUACAGAUGUACAAUAUGGGCAUGUGAGUAUUGAAUUGUUGUAUUAAGAUAGACUUGAAAAAGUUUGAACCUAUCCUUAAAUAUUUUGUACACUCAGAUUCUCACCAACACCUGCUUGCCAAACACAACUGAUGUAAAACACAAAAAGGGAGCAAAACAAGUAGCACAUUCCGAAGCCAUGGCCGUUAGCGCAGCUUUUGUUGUACCCCGUGUACCUCGUGUGCCAGGGACAUGGAGGCAAGUAAUGAUCGCAAUCCACUUCAAAGCACUAGUUUCCCUCCUGGCUGACGAGAGAGCCCCCUCCCCCCCCAUCUGCUUUCUUGCUCGAAUCUAUCAGACACAGAAUGAGCAGCAGACAGUGUGGAUCUGUUGGAUGAACUCAGAAGCUCUGCUCGGCUAUUUGCAGCAAUAGAGCAGUUCUUCACUUUGUGUAAGACGUUAUUUGACUUGUCUAGACCAUUUUCAGUCAAAUUUUUCUUGAAACAGCAAAAAAAAAAAAACAACAAACCAAAAACGUUUGGUUUUGCAUGUGUAGCGUACCGUUAAGAUGAUCGAAUAUUUUUAAAAUACAUAAAUAAUAGUCAAUAGUGAAUAAUUAAAUGUUAUAUGUCAUAUUUAAGCCAAGAAUGUAUACAACCUCAGUCCCAGAUGAUUUUAUACAAGUCACGGCAGCUGGACAAUCAUUCCAGAAAUGCAACGCAAUGCACAGUUGAACUAACAAGUUUAUAGCCUUGAUUAAUAUGCCUCUCUGUAUGACACUAUACUGUUGUUAUAGGGUUAACUUCCUAAUAAGAACUAGGGCAGCAACUAAUGACUAUUUCUUUCAACUAAUAGAUUAAAAUUAUGAUUCAUACAAUUUGUAAAAUGAAAAUAUUAUCUUAUUAAUAAUUUCCUGAAUAUUUUUUUUUUGUCUGACCAACAGUCUAAAACCCAAAGAUAUUCAAUUUAAUAAUAAUUUAAGACACGGAAAAGCUACAAAUCGUCACAUUUGAGAAGUAGGAACCAUGGUGCAAAAUGCAAAUGUAUUGAUUAUUAAAAUAGUUGCUGAUUAGUUUUUUUUUGUUGUUCAAGUUAUGAAUUCAGCUCUAAUCAGUGUUACCAGAGCCUGACCCAUACUAAUAUAUUCAUUUUAAAAAUCAGAUUGCAAUACUUGAUUUUCUUUUUUUUCUCUUUUUACAUAAAUGCACAAAAAGAUUUAAUGAGAUUCCCUUGACGUAGUCUUUUUUUUUUUUAAAGGAGCUAUGACCAAGAUAUGUAUUGAGGGAGAUGUCUUACAGUUAUACUCGUGAUGGCAACACUGUUUCUAAACUACCGCAAACUUAUCAUAUCCGUCAAAAUAUCAAUAUACCUCACAAUAAGCUAACAUCAUCCAGCCAAUUUAUCUGUCAGGCUCUAAAUGUUAGUAUAUCAAUGCAACUUUUUUCUGAUGUUUUCUUCCCACUAGAUGUAGCACCAUGUGAGCCUCACUGUAUGAAGCAGUGAUCUGAGCUAAUACUGGUACCGCAGCCUUACAUGUGUAGACAGUUGGAGAAAGCCUGUGGUAAACACUAUGAGGAUCCCAUAUGGUGUUGGCUAAAUAGAGUGUGGACAGAAUGUGUGUGCGAAGUGGAGAUAGGAGAAUGUUACUGUUUACCAAUGACGUGAUGGUGUUUGCAGUGGUGUGUGUGUGUGUGUGUUGUUUUGUUUUUUUUGUACUUUUGGAUGGUGUCCAAAAACCAAGCACAAUGAAUUGAUAUUGUCUGGCAGAAUUCAUGUUUCACUACUUUAUGAAAUGGGACAUGGUAAUGGAUGAGUUGCUGAUGUAAUGUGUGGAUCUGUGCCAAGUGAAUGUAACAAAGCCUUAGCUGACCCCGACUGGAAAACAACCACUUGUGCCCUCAUUUGGCAUUCAUUUUGACUAUUAAUGUACAACCACAAAUGAAGUUUACCAAUAAGCCUGUAUACUGUGACAUCAGAUACUUGUCUAUAUUUGUUAUUUGAGAACUAUUAUUUUAGAUGAUCAAC